AAAUCGUGCCUUAACAUGCUCAGAAUAAUGCACACUUCCACUUUCCAGCACGUAAUUUUCCCCAAACCUAUUUAUUCACAACACGCAAAGCAUUAUAAUAACCAAAUCCCUAACUGAAAAAUAAAUCACUGGCACAAUGAGAAAGCAAAUACAAAUUAAUUCAUCAACAGUUAUUUGUUUGGUGCUGUUAUUACUUGCCACUGAAACUGGAAUUAUUUACCGGGUUGCCCAUGGAGCUCAACGGAGAAUCCAAAUCUCCGACGAUCUCGACGACGUCGUUGACGAUGAGGAAGAUGACGUUUGGAGAGAAUGGGGCCGAAAGAAAUCGGCCGAAUCCGAUUUCGAUCCGCCGCCGAUGGAUUUUAGCACGAUGAAUCCGUCGGAAAUUCAAUCGGAAAUGAUGAAGCGGCAGUCGGGUCCGGUUUUUGGAUUUGCCAAACUCCGACUUGGAACUCGUCGGACUCCGGAGAAGGUUUCUGAAAUAGCCAUGAAAUGGACCAAACUAGCAAGAACUGGAGCUAUUGAGGCAAAAUUCAUAGUCGUCGAUGUGAGCACGAUCAUGUUCACUAUGGAGAAAGGUCAAGACACUAUAGAGUUGAAAGAGUUCUUGUUAAGCCAACGAGAAGCAUACGAGGUUAAAUUAGGGGACCAACUUUUUCGAAGACCAGGAGAUCCUCCUUUUGAAGAAGCAUUUGAGAAAAGCAAGGUGGAUCAUAUCAGCUCAAAAGAGAAGAAUAGGCAUAAUGAACUGUGAUCACCAGAAAAACCUCUUAACAACUAAUUUCUGAUUACUUAUAUUCUAACGUGUACUAUUAGAAUUGCAGGUGUAAGCGGCUGGCAACUAAUUUGAGCUUACUAUUUUCUGUUCUAUUUGAAAGUAAGUUAUACAUCAUGAAUUCAUUAUGAACACCUUUUGCCGGGGAAUUUUUGUUGUUGGAAUGAAUCUUAUAAGGGAAUGAUGACAAAACAAUGAUUUUUUAA
Molecule: messenger RNA, 981 nt
Organism: Nicotiana tabacum (common tobacco)
Lineage: Eukaryota; Viridiplantae; Streptophyta; Magnoliopsida; Solanales; Solanaceae
Biological process (GO): protein folding
Source: RefSeq, a predicted model, not a curated record